UGUAACAUACUUUAUAAGUACUCACACAAAUGCUAACAUGCCUUAAAAGUUUAAAUACAGCAUCCGUUUUUGUAUAUGUGAGGGGCAAUAUUCCUCAACAGUGUGAAGAACAAAUGAGGGGUAAGAUAAUGAGAAUUCUAAAAGGAGGGGCACCAUCAAGAAGAGACUCUAAGAUUAAAACUCUAAACCGAUUAAAAUUCUAGGAACUGGAGAAUUUGGCACUCCUCAUGAUCUUAAACUCUGUAGCAUGUUAACUUGAACCUAGGUUCCCGUUUAAGCAAGGAGCAGAGAAGGCCGGGUAUAGCAGCUUUACAGUACCCUCAGGAGAUGUAGCUGAGGCUGGCUGCUGAAGGCACUCCACUCCAAAUACAGUGAGUCUAGCUGUGACCUUCAAGUUGUAAGUCUGCCAGCUUGUAGCCAUAUUGGAUGCAGUCAGCUAGCUCUCAUCACUUCUAGGUUUUUCUGAGGCACUUAUUAACACGUUAUCUAGAUGUCAGGUAUUCCUGAUGAAAGUUAAUUAUUAGUGUCUAAAGGUACUAAAAGCUGGGUCAACUGUAAGGUUCCAUUUAAUAAGCCCCAAUGCCCUUUUUACAUCAAGCAUCUAGCAAAGGCUCUGUCCCUUUUAUGGGGGAAAUGUAGGUAAGAUGACUGACUUGUUAAGAUAAACUCCUUGGUUCCCUUUGGAAGGUAUUUGGGAUGCACCCACAGCACCACCUUAUCCUUAGGCGGCUCAUCCAGUAGAUUUUGAAACUCAUUCAUUAUAUACUGAAGUCUCUCCUAUCAGGAAAAUGACUUACCGUGUAAGGUAUAUCGGCUUACUGGUCUGUAGUGACUCAAAUGGACUCAACCAUGUAAACUUGCUUCCCUUGCUCUCUGUAUGGUCGGAGAAGAUGGGGAUCUAGACUACAGGCACAAGGAACAAAGGUUGCGAAGUGUGGCUUUAGUCUCCUUAGUCUUUGUCUGGCCAAAGGAGAGCAAGUGGGGUGAAAGAUAUUUUAAAUGGGGAGAAUCUGACCUAGCAUGGCAGUACAGGAUACAGGCUGUAGGAAAGUGUUGUGAAGGCAUCAAGGAUUGCUGUGAGCUGGAAUGAGCCAGGAAGCUGUAAAUGGCCCCCAUUGUGCUCCUUCACUGCCUGUAGUCAGAACUAACUUUGGAGUGCAGGAAGGAGCCUAGUUGCCUGACUGAGGAUGCAUAUCAUGCCUCUAAGGCUGUUUUAAAACCAGAGGUGUUUUCAUCUGCCCUCUGCUGAAGGCAAAGACCCAGGAACUCACCAGUGACAUAAUUACUGUUGCUUACUAAUCUAUUGAGGGAUGGUCCUGUUUCAUCUCAUUGUUAUCUACAACCGUCUGUUCUGGAGAAGGUCCAUGUACUGUAGAAAAUGGUAUUUCCUCUUCUCCUCUUUCUCCCCUGUGUCACCCAGCAUAAGUGAGCAGAUCACGUUCCCUAUUGCCUCUUUGGUGCUUCAGUAGGAAAACUAAAAGCAAACAGUUGGUGGGGAAAAAUAAUGGGGGAAUUACUGGGUGUUUUUAGAGGGGGGAAUCAGCUGCCCUAUUAUCUUCAAUAUUAUUUGUUCAAAACUCUCCCUUCCCUACAGGUAACCCCAGUGUGAAUGAGAUCUGAACCUGCUCCCCUCCCUGCAGGAACUGGCAUAGGGAAACUGGUCAGAUUGCAAUUAAUGGAGGAUGGGAGCUUAAAUACCUUUGAGGAGCUGACCCUUAGUUCUUCACUAUGGUGAUCAAGAAUUCGCAAAUACAAAUUGGCCUGGUGGAGGGGGACAGACCGGUUUAAUAUCAAUACUUUAUACAGUUCCUUCCAUUUAAGGCUCACAAAGCACUUUACAAAUAGAGUAUGAGCCUCAUUAGCACCCUGUGAGAUAGGUCAGUUUUAUCCUCUUUAUAUACAUGUGCACACCCAAGCAGGGAAACCAAAGGGAAUAGAAGUGAUUUGAUCAAGGUCACUGAGAGUUAGUGCUAGAGCUGGGAAUAGAAUCUAGAUUUCCUGACUCUCUCAAAACAAUCCUGAUCCACCAAGGUACAGCUCCUUGAUUUUUACAAGACCCAUUUAACUGCAUUAAGGGAUUUUUAAAUGAAGAAAAUAUUUAUUGGUGCACCAGGGUGGGUCCUGUAUUCUCUCUUCCUAGAAAGCCAUAGAUGAGGAUGUUCCCUAGUUUUAGCAGCAGUUUCCAGUUCUGCAUUUUGCCCAGGUGAGUUUGCUGCUUGGCUACUUGGACAGAGGAGGACUGUAUUUCCUCCUUCCGGUAGGGCCACCUCACAGGUACCUGUGUGAUGUAGGGGUGUGUCUAGAUUGAAACCUGAUGCCUCAUCCUUGGGCUGAUGUGGGAGUGGAGGGAGGAGGGACGUGUUCCUUCACGCACACAGCUAAUGAAGACAGAGAAAGAAACUCCAGGACUUACUUUCUCAGCUGAAGACAGGAACAAGAGGAGUCUUUUCACCUCUUUCCCCCAGAAGUCUCACCCUAGACCUGUGCUCUGGAGGAGUCAGUCCAGAGCCAAAAGAAGAUGAGCUUAACCUGGCGCAAAGGUUUUUACAGGCAGGAAGUAAACAAAACUGUGUGGGAGCUGCCCAGAAGAUAUACCUCCAUCAAUCCAGUGGGAUCCGGGGCUUAUGGCUCUGUCUGUUCAGCCAUAGAUAAGAAGACGGGGGAGAAAGUGGCCAUCAAGAAGCUGUGCCGACCAUUCCAGUCGGUGAUCUUUGCCAAGAGAUCAUACAGGGAGCUUAUGCUGCUGAAGCACAUGCAACAUGAGAACGUCAUUGGGUUGCUUGAUGUCUUCACCUCAGCCACCUCCUUCAAUGGAUUCCAGGACUUCUACCUGGUGAUGCCGUACAUGCGGACAGAUUUACAAAAGAUCAUGGGACAUGAGUUCAGUGAUGAAAAAAUCCAGUACCUGGUCUAUCAAAUGCUGAAAGGUUUGAAGUACAUUCAUUCUGCUGGAAUCAUUCACCGGGACCUGAAGCCAGGCAAUCUGGCUGUGAACGAAGAUUGUGAACUAAAGAUCUUGGACUUUGGCUUGGCGAGACACACAGAUGCUGAGAUGACUGGCUAUGUUGUGACCCGUUGGUACAGAGCACCAGAAGUCAUUCUGAACUGGAUGCAUUACAACCAGACCGUGGACAUCUGGUCUGUUGGUUGUAUCAUGGCAGAAAUGCUGACUGGGAAAACCCUGUUUAAAGGAAAAGAUUAUCUAGAUCAGCUGACCCAGAUCUUGAAAGUAACCGGACUCCCAGGAGAGGAGUUCGUGCAGAAACUGGAGGACAAAGCGGCUAAGAAGUAUAUCCAGUCCCUUCCCAAAAUUCCCAAAAUGGAUUUAUCCCGGCUUUUCCCCAAAGCCAAUCCUCUGGCGGUGGACCUGCUCGACAAGAUGCUGCAGCUGGAUGUGGAAAAGCGUCUCACAGCCACAGAAGCUCUGGCCCAUGCGUAUUUUGACCAAUUCCGAGACAUUGAGGAGGAGACGGAGGCCCAGCAGUCCUACGACGAUUCGUUGGAGCAUGAGAAGCUUUCCAUAGAUGAGUGGAGAAGGCAUACAUACAAUGAGAUUCAGUCCUUCAGUCCGAUUGCCCGGAAGGACUCCAAGAGGCGGAGUGGUAUGUCUUUGUAGUGGCUGGGCCGGCCAAGGUUGGGGCUCAAUCCCCCUGCUGGGUCACAAAAGAGGACGCCUAUCAGGAUUUGGACCACCCCAGGGUCAGAUAUUUAUCAAUAUGGGCGUGUGGAACUUCUGUGCAUGUGUGGAACACAAGGAUGUUGAAUACACAAGAGUGUUGGGCUUUGUCCUGUGGGAGGAAACUGCACCAGAAACAUCUUUCAGUGCCAAAGAUGAAUGUAUUUCUCAUUAAAACCCCAGAUGGAAGAAUUUUA
Molecule: messenger RNA, 3873 nt
Organism: Trachemys scripta elegans
Lineage: Eukaryota; Metazoa; Chordata; Testudines; Emydidae
Gene: MAPK13
Product: mitogen-activated protein kinase 13
Exons: 12
Coding region: 2519-3616 (365 amino acids)
Biological process (GO): MAPK cascade; protein phosphorylation
Cellular component (GO): nucleus; cytoplasm
Molecular function (GO): ATP binding; MAP kinase activity
Source: RefSeq, a predicted model, not a curated record